This is a messenger RNA of Heteronotia binoei (common prickly gecko), 2949 nucleotides long. It is a transcript of the gene ABHD17C, whose product is annotated as abhydrolase domain containing 17C, depalmitoylase. Lineage: Eukaryota; Metazoa; Chordata; Lepidosauria; Squamata; Gekkonidae. Gene Ontology annotation, molecular function: palmitoyl-(protein) hydrolase activity. The coding region runs from base 1039 to 1956 and encodes 305 amino acids. The transcript has 3 exons. Gene Ontology annotation, biological process: protein depalmitoylation. Gene Ontology annotation, cellular component: endosome membrane; plasma membrane. The record is from RefSeq and is a predicted model, not a curated record.
AAUGAGGAAAGGGGCAGCCUUUAACCCGGAAGUGGAGCCUCUGGUGGGGGGGGGGGAGAGAAGACGGAGGCGAGAGAGCUGAGGCGCGAUGGCUGCUGCCUGCUUGCUGUGAGCCGGUCCUGAUCUACCUCCCCUCUCCGCGGCCUUCCGCUCCGUCCCGCCAUGGAUCUCUCAGCCUUGGGGACCAGCCUCAGCUAAGGGAUCCCCUCGUCCUUCCACGCCGACUGGCCUCUGCUCGCUUCUCGGCGGCGGCCUUUCCCUCGCUUCAAGCAGGAAAGGAAGGGCUUUUCCUGGUGCUCCGGGCCGUAGAAGCCCCGAGCUGCCUCCGAGGGCUUUUCUUUCUCUUUGGCCCAGGACGUGCGGGCUUGUGGGAGGCGGCGGCGGAGGAAGGACCUGUUUGUGCUUGGCAGGGAGGGAGGGAGGGGGCAAGCAAGGCUUUGACAGCGGGGGAGGUAUAAGACCUUUAGGGCAACGCUGCGUAGUUUCUAGGAACUGGAGAACUAAAGCAGAUUUGGGUGGGAAGGUUAUGUCUGUUUAGGAUUCCAUCCAGGGGCAAGGUAUGUCUGGAGAGUGACAGGUGCUUGGGGAUAAAAGGUAGGGGGAGAGCGCUUAUCUAAACCAAGCUGGUCCUGUAUAGCUUACGCUAGGGGAAAGUUGCUUUUAUUUUCUGCUAGGGUAGGUGAUAUUGUUCUAGGAUGAUGUGGGUUUUUUCCACAUCCAGGUUAGGUGACAACUUUGAAACUGAAAGGAAGAAGGGCCUGGCAGCGUGAAGGAGGGACUUGAGCAGAAGCAGACAGCUGGGCAGAAUUGGCCUUGUUUAUGUGGCGGCAGGUCUUUUUUGAGGAAAAAAGUAACCAGGAGGCAUCUUGGGCUUCUUUUAGAUAACAGGCAUCUUCAGUUUGUGUUGCCAGUUGAGGGGAAACAGGCUGCAACAGGUUGGUGUAGUUUCAGGUGAGUGACGGAGCUCAUCUGAGAUCAGCUGUGAAAUCUUCUGGCUCUCCAUCUCUCUUUGGUGCGGUUUCCCAUCAAGCGUCUCUGAUGCCCGAACAAGGUCCCAGAAUGAACGGUUUCUCUCUGGGUGAGCUAUGUUGGCUCUUUUGCUGUCCACCGUGCCCCAGCCGCAUAGCUGCCAAGCUGGCUUUUCUGCCCCCAGAGCCCACGUACACUGUGAUGCAACCAGAACAGCAGGAAGCUGGGACUGCUGCCGGGACACCAACAGGGAGUUGCAGCCUGCACUUGACUGAGCGGGCAGACUGGCAGUAUUCCCAAAGGGAGCUGGAUGCCGUGGAGGUCUUCUUCUCACGCACAGCCCGAGAUAACAGACUGGGAUGCAUGUUUGUGCGUUGUGCUCCUUCCAGCCGGUAUACACUGCUUUUCUCUCAUGGCAACGCUGUGGAUCUGGGCCAGAUGUGUAGCUUCUACAUUGGCCUAGGCUCUCGUAUCAACUGCAAUGUUUUCUCCUAUGACUACUCUGGUUAUGGAGUGAGCACUGGUAAACCAUCUGAAAAGAACCUUUAUGCAGACAUCGAUGCGGCUUGGCAGGCCCUCCGAACAAGAUAUGGUGUCAGUCCUGAGAACAUAAUUCUGUAUGGACAGAGUAUUGGGACAGUUCCUACUGUGGACCUGGCAUCCCGCUACGAGUGUGCAGCUGUGAUCCUUCAUUCACCGUUGAUGUCUGGCUUACGGGUAGCUUUUCCAGACACUAGGAAAACAUACUGCUUUGAUGCUUUCCCCAGCAUUGACAAGAUUUCUAAGGUGUCCUCUCCUGUGUUGGUGAUUCAUGGUACUGAAGAUGAAGUAAUAGAUUUCUCACAUGGCCUGGCAAUGUACGAGCGAUGUCCUCGGGCGGUGGAACCCCUCUGGGUGGAAGGAGCAGGCCACAAUGACAUAGAGCUUUACGCACAGUAUCUAGAACGGCUAAAACAGUUCAUAUCUCAUGAACUUCCCAACUCUUGAGGAAUCCCACUUAGUCUUUCUUUUUUUCUUUUCCUUUUCUUUCUCUCUUUUUGUUUUACCUCAGUUAACUGUGAAUGGAAGAACUUAACCUGUUUUUUGCACAUACAUUAACUGGAUUAGCUGUAGAAGCUUUAUACUAUGAAGAAAUGCCCUAUCAUGAGGGUGAAUGAGGUGCAAGUCUGAAUUUUUUAUAACAGAAAACAAUUCUAACAGUCACUACUGUAAUCUUCAUAUUUUUAAAACCUUCAUUACCCUGGAAGAGUUGGAUUGGUGAAGGAGAAGCUAAUGGAAUAGGAAGAUACUAAAUCUAGUGCAGUUCACAUACUUACUCCCUCCUCCCUCCUUCCAACUUCAAGUCACUUAAUUCCUGUAACUUUUUUCUUUAAAACCUUCCCACUCUUUUGAAAGUGAACAGUCUGGGGCUACAGUCUAAGAACAUUCUACAUGUAAAGUUUUUGGCUGUGCUAUUGUAACUGGAAAGGGGGGGGGGGGGUUGGUGGUGUUUUCUCGUGAUUUUUUUUUUAAUCUUACUGACCUUCCUGAGUAAGUUAUAAUUAACUGACUUCCUAGGGAACAUGCCUCCUUUCUAAAUGGGUUUGGUUCUGAAACAAGCCUCACAUCAAUUUUGUGGAUAUUUGCAAGCUGAAAUAUUCUUUUAAAAAUAAGUAAAAUGGCUAAAUACUUUAAUUCUUUAUACCUAAAAAAAAUAAAUGUGUAAAUUUACUAAAUCUGUUAUUCAGAUAAUAUUUGCAGCCUGAAUAACUGCAAUCUUAGGCAUUUCCUUAUGUAAAGCAUUCCUUGUAGAGGUUUUUAAAAAUAUUGUACAUAAGUGAAUUUACAUUAUGCAUAAAACUCUUGAUUGAUAGUUUAAAUUUCAGUCUAGUUACCAAUAAAUUCUGGUUUGUAUAUGAUUGAAUACAUUUUGUUACAAUGAGUUUUUAUUCCCUGCAUUAUUUUGCUAUCAAAAAUUUUAUAAGGUUUCCAGGACAAUUU